CGCCGUUUGAGCCGAGCGUCAUCACAGGGACUCUCGGCGAAUGCGCGGCCGAAUGCGCACAACGCUACUGCACAGCUCUGGUUUCAAGGAACUGGAGAAAAACCCGGAAUUACCGAGAGCUUUUUGGCUUCAAAUCCGUAUACAGGCGGAAGGCGGAACUACGGUGUCCAUCUUAUAUACAGUCUAUGGUUGUACCACCAUGAGGUUCACUGGAUUUAUUUGCUUCCCUCCCAAACAGGUAAGAUCUUGCACUUGUUUUUUGAGUGUCAGCAGCAAGUUUAAGAUGGUCUCGUCAUCAUGAUACUGACAGCUGUUUGUUUUGUCUGUUGGUGUGAGAUGGAGCUAGGCCUCCUGAGAAGCUGCUUCCUCAUGCUACAUUGGGCUUAAGGUCUCCUUCUCCAAGUACAGAGGCUCUGAAAAGGCGGUCUUAACUCCUCUGUCAGGCUGUGCUCUUGAAGCAGUAAGUGCCUGAGAUGAUGUAUGUUGUUGAAGCAGCAGGCUUUGAAAACUGGUGAAAGUAAUUGUUGGGAAGUGGAAAAACUGUCACACUUCUGUGAGAAAUCACACAAAGAGCGAAACACAGGCAGUCCGGUGAUUAGUGCGCUCACAAACAAGCCAAGAACUCAUCCAGGUUGUCUUCAACUGGAGAUGAAACCAGACACAGCGACAGGAUCUGGAGUGAUUUCACAUGAUGAUUGUGGCAUGUGAAGUUGAAAUGAUGAAAAUUAGCUUUGUGAUUCUGGUGAUUCAUGCUCAGUAAUUGAUUUCAAACUGGGGACAGACACUGGAGGUUGUUUUGUGCGUCAAGAACUAAGUGUAAAUGUCCUUGGUGGCGUAUUCAACGUCUCUGUAAGGGGGUUAUGAAACAGACUAAAUUGAAAAUGAUACCUCUUGAUGACUUACAGAAGCAAAUAACAGUCUAAGAAACUGGACUGACUUCUUACUGAGAGUGUUUUUUGUCUGUACCUGCUGUGAGGAGUGAAUCUCCGGCCACAUGAUUGACACAAACAUGAAGAAGUUGGCAAUUUAGAAAAUCUGGAUGAGUUUUUGUCAGACAUCAUCUGCACACAAUUCACUAAAAACUACUCAAUCCCAGUAACAUGGGUGAAUUUAUUUAUCAGUAGUUGCUUUUCAUCCCGGCAUCCAUGUUCCAAUAAAACCACUUUCCUGUAAACUCUUGGCAAUUUCUAAGCUUUUAGAACCUUACUUUUUACUUCCUUGCCAAAAAUGAUGAGAUGAUUUCUGAAGAAAAUUGUUUUGGCUGGGACUUGCUCACCAAAUCUAAAGAUGCUCUGCCAACACAGAGUUUCUUUAGAGUUUGCCAGUGCAGACCAAAGUGACGAUGCCCUAAGCAGAACAUUUUCUGGGCUGUGUUUGCAAAAAGGCAGUGCCCUAUAAACGAAUAAUGCUUUUUUUGUCAGAGCUAUAAGAUUUGAAGCACUUUUGAAAACCGCGGUGGUUCCAACAGACAUUUUUUAGCAACUAUGAGAAUCAAGUUUGUCUGCUUUGGCAAAAGGCGAAUGAAUAGAAUAAAACGGGAACAUUUAAAGUUUAAAAUUUGAGAUAUUUUCGCUCACAUAUUGAACUGUAUAAUUGUUAUCACACCAGCAACAGGGCUGACUUUUCACUUCAAAGUCUGUGACGCGCCACUUUUUCGUCACUUUGAAGGAUAACUCGUAUCAGACUGUGAAGGACAGUAUGAGGGUUAUAUGUCUGAGUUUGAAGGCUGCAGACUAACUCUGUACUUUGGCCUCUGUCUCUUGUGUUUCUCUGAGAAAGUUGGUCCAUUAAGUCAGGUGUUUUUCAUAGUGAUACCCCCUGAGCGCUUUAUCAUUCACUUUCUGCAAUGCACUUGUUGCAAAUGAGGCAUUUGGAGUUGGCAGCAAAACAGUACUUUGCAGUCCAGCUGGGGUUUUACUGCUGGCCUUUGCAGUUUAAUUCUAACUUUCCCCCAAGUUUGAGUCAAGUCAGAGUCACCAGAGAGGAAUUAAAGUCGAGUCCAACUCAAGACUUCAUUACUGAUGACCAGCUCUGGCUCAGUCCUCAACGUGAAUUGUAUUAUUUACAACAAACUAUUGACUUUAUGAGCCUGGACUGUCUGUACCAACCUGAACUUACUGUCUGUCUUAUUCAUAAAUAUCAGAUUCUAACAAAUCUCCAUUGCAUGUCUGGAGAUGUCACAGUGUUGGGUAUUGUAAAUGUACUACUCUUAACAAUGGGGCGUAUGUAUCACAUAUGCUACGAUGGGAUCACUGCAGGCACCUUGCAUUUUCAAAUAUAUUUGCAGCCCAACAAAGUAACUGUAGGUUUGUCUUUCAGAGAUGUUGUCCUCGAUAUUUAUGUUUGCUGCAGUCUUUCCAUGGUACUGCUGUGGGUUGUCUAUAUCUGUCUUCUAGCAGUUAAAAAUGAGUUUUUUAAGGUCACAUGAGAGGAGGUAGGCUUUUUGAGAGUUUUGCGCACACUUUGUUAGAGAGGUGUGAUUUUUAGGGCUGAAAUUAGCUGUGGUUAGAAGUUGUAUCCAUCACCAUUUUCCUCUUUUGUUAACAAAAGGUUUGAGUGUGUGUGCAGCAGCAAAGAAAACACAUUCGAGCAAGCAUUACAAUUACACACAAUUAUCUCAUGUGUUGUCAAAUUGAGUUCAAGCUCAAAAUAAACCGAAGGAUCCUUCUCAGUAGUCAGGAAGGUAGAAAUACAGCUGAAUGUUCAGCAGCUACGUGGUUUUCAGUGAUUUUCUCUGCUGUCCUGAUAAUCCAUUACAGUCUGAUCCUGUCCUGUUUGGAGCUGGACCUUGAUGGAGUCUAUGAGGGAGGUCCGCUUCAGGUCCCUGGAGAUAGUGGAUCCCAAGGACUGGAAUGAGUCCGCAGUAGAGCUGGAGAGCACUAUGUGUUUUGUACUGUACAGGUAGAGUUGAAAUGUUGAUAAAAUUGGCUUUGUAAUUCUGGUGAUUCGUGGACCAUUGAACUAAAACUAGAGAGACACUGGAGAUCGUUUUCUGCUUUAUCAAGAGUGUCAAGAACUAACUGCUGGGCCUGAAGCCCGUGCAGCAGACAGGUGAGAGCCCAUUUAAAACCAGUGAUAGUAGCACCGGAAACCACAAACACACAAAGCCAAAAAGCCAGUGAACAAAAAUACACCUCCCACAGCACCAAUGGAACAGGGAGUACAUAUCUUUGUAACAUGUUGGUUUUCUAAGGUCAAGAUAUUAGCAUUUCGGGGGCAUGGCUGACAUGACUGACAGAAGACACACUGUAAAUACUUGUGAGGAGGCUAAAGGUCAGUCUCUGGUCCAAAAGCUACCUUUGUUUAUUAUACAGACUAUACAGUAGGGGCAUGCAAUCUGACAAUCUUAGAUCGGAAUUCGCUUCCUCUUUACCUCCACUAUACUUGGUGUGUAUCUUCUCAGGCUGGCUGACACACACUCCCCUCCCCUUUAGUCCUCAGUAAACUUCCAAUCACUGUUUAGUAUGCAAAUGAGCCAGCAAGUAGCCAGACUAUGGUGUAAGGUUUCAGCUUUAAGAUUUAAAAGGAGCAGCCGAAUUCGUCUUUGUGACUCGUGAGAAAAAAUAAAGGUAUGCCUAUCUUAAAAGAGAGAGGAGUGAGAAAAAUGAGAGAGGAGUGGAGAGAGAGGAGAUUUUUGACCAAAAACAAAAGAACCAGCCAAAAAAAGAAAGGAAAAGAAAAUACUCCAUAUCAUAAAUGUUAUGCUGUUCGUUGUGAAAAUAAUAAUACUUCUAUUUUUCAGCCCCCCUCAAAAAAAUCUUUGAUAAAAUCUUGAUCGUGAUUUUGCAAAAUAAAAGAUAAUUUUUUUCCCAUAUCGCCCACCCCUACAGUCUGCUUCCCUGUCGUAACAGUCUUGACAUUUUAAAUCAGAUUCAAACAUCUCGGCUUACAGUCUGAUAGUAUUGCUGGAGGCCUCAGCUUUAGAUCUUUAUCAGUCUCUAAACUAACAAAACUUCUCCAACUUUUCCAAUCUGGAUUUCUAAUGAGUCGCCACUGGGGUAUAUGUUGUAGACAGUCUUUGAUUUGAAUGCAGUCAUGGUAUCAUCUGAUGGUGAUUGAGCUCUUUAUUCAGUCUCAUUUGUCAACUUGUUUCUGAUCUAACUGUCUUUUUAGAUUAGGACACAAACCUGGAGGUGCCAUUGAAAGAAGAGGAGUCCCGUUUUAGUCAAAUCCUCCAGAAAACAGAAACAUCUUAACAACAAGGUCACUAACUUCAACUCCUGACCCCUCAUUUAUCUCCACACAUACGAGAGCACAUAGAAGCUAAGAGGCCGGGCGUAGAUUUAUUACUGACCUUUUCUUAAACCACACAUAGAUGCUGAUGCGUGGAUGCAGCUUUCAUAUAAAGGUUUAUGAAUCCACUGUGAUUCCUUCCUAUGCAAAAAUGACAUUUAGUCUUUGUCUUUCAGGCGCCUUCGCAGAAUCAGUGAUAUUUUACUGAUGCAAUAUUUUGAAAAAUAUUUUCCUGUCAUUUGCAGCUGCUCCUGAGUAAUUUUCUCACUCAGGACCUCUUUUAUCUUGUAUUGAUUUUUGCGAUGGAUCAAAAUUUGAGUGUAUCUCGUAUUAAAGAGAAUUCUUUUCUCAGUUCUCUGAACCUACAUCAGAAUAAAACUGUUUUAUAUUCAUCUAGCUGAGCUCAUAUUGACCUUUUUAUUAACAGGGCUGGUAACAAGCGAAGGAGAAUUGCACUCAUCAAAUAUUGUGUUAAAAUUUAAAUACAAGGUGCCUGUGAGUGUCAAUCAGUCUGGUCUGCUCUUCUCUGCUUUGUCUGAUUAAGCAGGAAAAGAAUAAAAAUGGAUUUUGGAAAAUGAGUGUGGAAGAGAAGGUUUUGUUUUGCACCUCAGUCUUCUUUCUUCUUCUUCUUCUUUUUUUUUGUUCGUUUUUUCAAGGAAUGCAAAUUUUGCUCAGAUGUUGCAACCCUCCUUCUGCCUGUUAAACCUCCAUCUGAAGUGCCUCCCUCUUUGAUACGCUGCAGACCAACUCGCAAUCAGGUGCAGGAGUGCCUUUUAGUGGCCGUGUUUGGAAGUGCACUGUCAGUUGAAGCUCCCUCAUAAAAUGAUAUAAAUAUCAAUAGUUAAGGGGACAUGGAUGCACAAUAAAUUUAGUGUCAUAUUCAUAUAUUUAUUGAGUGUUUAUUUACUCCUACUGCUUGUCCUGAAAUCCACACAUGUAAACAUGACACUGAAUUUACUGCACUUAGUUCCCUGAAAAGCCAGAGCAAAAGAAACAAGACCAAGGAUCAUUUAGAGGGAAAAAAUAAAACAUAAAUUUAAUAAAAGACCAAAAAUUUCCUUUAAUUCAACAAUAAAUCAGAGAGGAGGAGCGCCUACAAGUACUAGUGGAACAUUUAAUAAGGCUCUUAAUGAGGGUGGUGCCUCUGACAGCAUAAAAAUGUAAUAAUUUGUUUAAUUAUAUAUUAGCUAGUACUAUUCGCCAUUAAUCAUUACCUGCUAACUAUUAUUCAAUUUAUCCUGGAAAUCCUGAAAAACCUGGAAAGCAGUUGAGCAAUUUUCUAGUCAUGAAAAACACCAUCAGGAUCUGUGGGUUACUUUCAGUUUGUGUGGAUUUUAGCGCCCCCUGUGGACAAAUUGGCACCUCUUUCUAUAUAUGUUUUAAAUCUUGUACCAUACUUGUGCAAAUAGAUUAUCCAUUGAAAUAUAUCAUUCUUGUUCCUGUGCACAGUGAAUGUAUGGCUCUUGUGUGUCACUAGAAUUAGUUUCAGCCUGAUUAAUUCCCAUCUAAUAGCUCCUCAUAUUAACUUUUAGUGUUAGUAAUCACACCGUCCACUCAUUAUAUCUAUAUUGUGAGAAUACUUACAAUAAAACCACAGUAGCACAUCUUAAAAUAGCAUAUUAUUGGAGUAUAAUGUGUAAACAAAUGCUAGUUUCUCAUAAUUCAUGUCUAUCCCAGCCUACAAAUGAUGGAUAAACCAUCAAGUGUCCAACAGUCGAUCUUUCAUUUUUUCAUUAUGUGAUUGGUAGCUCUCACAACCCCCACUCACAAAGCAGACCCUCUCUAAGAUAAUUACCCACUCUGUAAGUGAUUGUAAUUUGAGCGGACCAUUACUAAUUGGUGUCACUGGACGCAAAGAUUUUCCUAACCUUGUUGUACGUAACGAUUUUGUAAGAUCCAGCCUGUUAUUAUUGACAUUUUACACAAUAAACCCGAAUCCUGAAUAUGAACUUAAUGGAUCCUAUCAACCCCGUCCUCCAGACCAAGGUGAAUUAAUCAAAGCAGACUUGAUUUAUACAUCCCGCCCCUUCCUCUCUUCUUCUUCUUCCUCCUCUCUCUCUCUGUUUCUGGUGCUCUCUCACAUGGAGGCAGCUGGGGAUUCAUUUGUCUUGCUGAUUAAUGAUGAGAACCAUAUCCUCCACAACAGCAGUAAAUUAAAAGAGAUUGGGGACAGAGAGAAAGAACAUCAAGGUCCAUUCAUCCCAAUCAAAUUUCACAGUAGGUCCAAUUCAUUCUGAGCUUUAUUUGUAUUGUGUGCUAUACAAACACAGAAAAACACUCGUCAUUCACUUUCUCCUCCCAGGCCCUCGCUGGCGGUCUGGGGAUUUUUUGGCUGGCAACUUUCCAGGUGCACACUCAUUUUUUCACCCUUCAGGCUACAACCAUCCCCACUGCUGCACCGCCAUGACAGCAGCAUGUCUAUUUCAGAUAAUGGUAAUUGUUCGCCAGUGGAAGCCAUGGUUUUCUGUUUGCACCGUUGGCUCCAUGUAGUAUAUGAAGUUAAAAUAGUCUCUAUGUCACCUGUACAGAAAUAUGUUUCGAGUAUUGACUGUAUGCAGACAGCGUGUCUUUGUUUACACCUUCAGUGAGAGGUGUGAGCCCAAAUACCACCUCCAUGGAUGCUCUCAUGUCUGUGAUAGUGGGGCCCAGGCAUGUGCAGAUAAUGGCUUUAACCAACUAAAAUACCAAAGUCUUGCAGCGUGUUUGCAACACUGACUGCAAAUGUUGUUGACAGGGCUGCUGCUGUUAUAACAAAUAGGAAAACAUUGCUGAUGCACUGCAAGUCGAAGUUUUUUUGCUAAUUUAUCCAUACGUGGGACAACUCAUCCUAACAUGUGUCCAGUGUUCAGCUAGUCUGACUUAUCAUACUGACAGGUAGGCUAGCUGUCAUUACGUUAUAACAGCAAGAGGACAUUUAAUUUUUGUUCUUUUUUGAAAACAAAAAAACCUGCAAAAGUGCAGAUCACUGGUAUUUAGGUAAUCCUUAAAUACAGGCCAGGUCUUGCAUUUGCUUUUACUGUGAAAGGUAAUGGGCCUUUAUAUGAAGCAGGCUUGUAAUUGAGGCAGGCUUUUAUAUCAUAUUCACUCCAUCUGAAUAUCACAAUUGUUGAUAUUUUCACGGCUUUUGUGCAAAUCGUACCUCUUUUUAUGCAAAUGGGCCUCAUCUAAAAUCAUAAAAAAACGCGCCAUGUGGAGUUAAGGUGACAUUUUCACCAACUGCGCUUAAAUAUUUGCAUAUUUUCACCCUUAACUCGCUAUUGAUCAAGACAACUGUUUCCCUCUGAAUGAUAAAUCUAUACAUAGAUAUUUUUAAAAUAAUAAUAAUCAGGAGUUACAUCAGUCAGGGGCUCUCUGAAGCUUAAACCCACCAAAUACUAGCUGUGCCAUUGUGCACAACAGAUGAGAUAUGUGUAUAUUAAUAUUCAUAUACUUUUUAACAGAACUAGUUGCUUUUUGCUGCUUAUAAACUGAAGUUUUUCACAUCUAUCAUAAAUCGACUCCACCGUAGAUUGGUAAGGACUUUCCCUCUCCUUUCAGCUUAUCAUAAACUGUAUAAAGAUACAGUUUGGCAGCGUCAGGAUGGGACCCCACAGUGCGGGUCUGAGCAGCUGAGAGUGGAGAUGCUGACAGCGGUAAUCUAAGCUGUAAUACAAUGAAAACUGAAGCAAAUACAGACAGGGGUGGCCUGUGGUUUAGUUCGCUCCAGAUCGGGUUUUGAGUUUGAUUCAACAGGAUGUGAUGUUGGUGCAUAAUCAUUAGGAUUUAUCGACACCCAUGAUGGUUUGAAAUGGUUCAACUUUCGUGUCAGAUUAGGCUUUCAACCCAGUACAAGUGUGACGUUGAUACUUCAUCCAGUGGGCUAACACCUGGUGACCGAUAAGGUUAAACACUCCCGUGGUGCAGCGUCAGUAUGAAUCAGUAUCAGUAUUACACUGUUGUUAUAUUGAACCUCAUUGAAUUAGCUGCUGAUAGAGUCCCUACUAGUCAGUAGCAUGCUGACGUUUGCUCACAGGCGUGUUUGUGAAUGGGAUCAAUCAGACAUAAUCUAUAUAAGCAGGUUACAUGUCUCAACUCUUUCUGAUGUGUCUGUGUUGUCUUUGCAGCCAGAGGUCGGCUAACGUUUCCUGGCAGGUUUUGUUUUCUUUCCCUGCUGUAUAAUAUUACCGUAGCUGUUGGGAUAAAGCACUUCCCCCACAUUAGGAAUCAAUAAUGUUUCAUCUUAUUGCAUUUGUCGGAUGUACUGACAGCUCUGUUCUCAGCAGGACCGUGCAGUGAGUGGAGAAUAUUGCAGAUUGUUCAGGGACACAAUCAGGCUGUAAAUUGUUCAUGUAUCCCCACAGUGUUUGGCAGGUUCCCAAAAGGAAUUAAACAUCUGAAGUGACUGGGGUCCAAAGGAAAAGGGGGAAGGAGUUCUGGGAAGCACUCAGGUCACAAAUCUACCUAAUUAAUGCUGCCUCACUGUGCCGUUAGUUUCUUUCUGCUGUCCUGUGAUGUUUUUGUUUCUGCCGGGUUUCACCUGCUGCUGGAGCUUCAUUUUUGGAUGAGAUGAGGAGUUAGAGGAGGGAGGUGACAGUUUAAAAACGUGCGCUGCUGCAGGAAUGAUAAUUAAAGUGUUUUUGAGAUUAGUGACCCACUGAAGUCCACAUUAAGUUUUAUGAAAUACGCGGUAAUUAAGAGAAGCAGGGAUGUGCACGGCAAUGAAUCAGCAGGAACAGACUCAAAAAAACGGGAUGAAGGUUUGGCCUUUUUACCAGUGAUGUAAAAGUGGGUGUCUGUUUGUGAGUGACGGGGUGAGGGUCCCCUAACAGGUGGCCAAGUCUUGCAGCGUUUCAGCAAUUCAGUCAUCUUUUUUAAUUAAAUAAAACUCACCAAAAUCACACAAAAUCGAGUAUAAGUUGGGCCCAGAAAUGAAAAGGAGGUUGUUUGCCACAUGGAGUCAAAGCUGAAAGACAUUUCAUCGAUUCUACUGCUUCAAAAAUCAGCCGUUGAAGAUGAUCUACUAGUUAAGAUAAAUCUUGUGUCCGUAAACGAUAAAACACUUUUACUUACAAACUAGGCUUGUGCAGGAUAUCUGGUCCUGCUAAAUGUCUUUAUCCCUCUGUGCCUUUUUAAAAAGUUGUGUAAUGAUGGUUUGAUAUUUUAAUUAGUAAGUAUUUUAAAACUUAGGAUAAUUGGAAAUACUCUCGCGUGUAGUUUGCCACUCACUUUGUGAAUGUUUCCCUUUAGCUGGAAAGCCAAACAGCCCUUGAACUCCUCUGACCCUUUUCAAACAUUUAUCCAGUAUGCCGGAGGAGUACACUGUUGAAAAAUUUAUCAGCAAAAUGUUCAUUAAACUGCAUAAUAAAGACACUUUUCUGUAGUGUAGGACCCAGGCUCACCUCUCUGUUUCUUUGUUUGGAUGUUGAUUUGAACCCCCAGCUCCAGCUCCUCUUUGUGGUUUUUUUAGGCGAAAGAGAUGUCAAGGAGACAGAAAAGGGAACAUUUUACUUUAGAAGCUCAGAAAAAAAAAAAAAAGAAAGGCUGCCCUUUUCAGCUCUGGCCACAGGAAGUACUUCAAGUUUGGAGGGCUUUUCUGCUGUACUUCCUGCUAACAAAGGGUCUCUGAGAAAAGGAAGCAGAUUCAUUGUCAAGAAUACCACGGUUUGGCCAUCAAGGAUGCACUGAUGCUUUUACUGACAGCCCAGCGCCUUUUACUGAGUAUAAAUGAAGAUAAAUAUGGUUUCUGUCUUGAAGGCAGCAAGAAGUUCUGUAAGUUGUGCUCGUGUUCAGAUAAGUUUGACAGAAACGUUACACAAUGCAGCCACUCUUGAUAAGAUAUUUAAGCAUGACAUGUAAUACAUUGUAUUCUGUUGUAUGAUACUGUUAGGAUGCGUUUCUUUAGCCAGUCAUAUUCGCCUUUAGAGUGUUGGAGCUGUGUCACUCAAACACCGUAGAUACUUUGGUGUUAGAUUGCUGGAGCAGGGGGCGUCCGACAACCAUCCUCGACCAAAGAACCCUGUACACAUUAUUUACAUCAUAUAGGUCCCCAAAAUAUGUUCUGCCAUGGUAUUUCCUUCUUUGGACCCCCCACAUGUUCACCUAAGGCGUCUUAAAAUAUGUUGUCCUUUGUUCUUACCGUACAUGGAUUUCUCUUAGGGUCAACUAAAUAUCAACAGUAUGUUUGGAGUUGUGGACCGCUAUAUAUACUUGAACAGUCUCAGACCUCUUCUUGUUACACAUGUGGCAUGUUGAAGCUGUAACCCAGAUCUGCAACCAGUAAAGUUUGUCAAACUGACCAUUCGUGUGGACCUUCCAUUCUUUCAAGUGUGAACCUGGGCUGGGUAACCUUACAGAUACUUAUUACAAUGGUGGGUAUACAGUAAGUACAGUUAUAACUAGACUGGCGCCUAUUGUUGCAAACAGAUAGUUUCCAUUAUUUCCCAACUGUGAUUGGUAGAAAUCCCAUAACAAUACACUGACAACUUGACUCUAGGGUAUGGUGACCAUAUUUUGAUUACUGAAAACCAGGACAUUUGGCCUUGCAAUGAGAUACUGUAAGAUGCCUUAUAAUUUCUAAAUACCACCUAUAACCAAAGACAUAAAUUCAGAAAGUCUUCUAAGGGGUUACUCAACAUGUUUUAUUAUGACCAGUUUUAACAAUAACAAAUGAAAUAAUGAUGGAAAUAAUGUCUCUUCUGUAUUAGAGAAAGAAUUAAGUAAAAAAAAUACCUCUGCUAUUGUAGCAAUCCGACUUUAGCAAAAAUAACUCUCAGAAACUUACAAAAACUAACAAGAAAAAUAUGUCUCUUUAGUUUCACUUUUCAACCAAGUGACUCAAUGAAAAACUUAUUAGGAAACAACCAGGAUGGACGUGAUGUGAAAACAGGACAUGUCCUGGGAAAACAGGACGUUUGGUCACCCUACUUUAACCUGAUCUGUCAUAUCAUAUUGGAUCAGUUGGUGGAAGGGAGUCUUUCUCAUUUUACACCUGCCUGUUGACACUGUGGCCAAAUAUUGGUGUUCGUUAGCGGUCUACAUUCUCAGUUUCAUAAAAAUGAGGAUGCUGUGAUAAAACAUAACUUCAGAGUCUGCCAUCGUUAAAAGAAAACUGCUGCAAAGACAACACUGAAUGAUUCGACUGUCUCUGUUCUAUGAAAAUAUGUGGUCAGUUUGAACUUCCUACUAGCAGCACAUUGAUAAAGUGUCGAGACGACUGGUUGCAUUGCCUCUUAAAACAUUUUGUCAAACUUUGGGAACUGAGGAGACCACUUCUCCUUUAUCGUGUUUCCUCGUGUCGUGAUGCUCAAAUGGUUUUGUUGCAUCAUAAGUCGGGACUACAGGCAAGCCACUUAAGCCCACUCACUUCCUAUGAAUGUUUGUUGUUCACAGUGCUGCAGCCCUCUCAUCUUAUGUCGUGUUCACACCAAACCAAUUUAUGAUUUAUUUAUGACUUCUGUGAGUAAUUUGGCCCGUUAGGAUGAAACCUCCCACGGGAACUUUAGAGGGUGGACACUGUUCUGAUUUUCAGGCUGAGCCCACUGUUUUCUGAUUUGCCACCUCUCUGGAAACCUCUUCCACUGUUGCCAGGCUUCAAAGUCAUUGAGUACAUGGGUGUUCAAAUGACAGAUAAUGGGAUAAAACCAUUAGCAUCGGACCCUGAAUUCAACUCGGUGAAGCUAGAAAGGGAACCAUGGCGAAGAACAGAGCAGGGUGUCUCUGUUUAGUUAUUUGUUGACCUCACAAUUAGAAACUCAGUCCACGUUUGGCAUUGACCACCAACAUUUUAGUUUCAAAACAGCAUUUUGUCACUUCUUUGAAAUGUUGUGAUGCAUCUGAAGUGUUUCGUAAGAUUAAACUGCCCAUAAUGCACCCUUGAGAAGACCAUAUUAUGAAACAAAACCAUGUCUCUUGGUUGUCCAUGUUGUAACCAUAUAUUUCAGCCAACUUUAAACCCAAUUUCAUCAUUGAAAUCCUGGUAAGUGCUCACUGGGGAACUCAUCAAACUUCCUUGUGACUCUGCUCCCAUAUCUCAGUAAGGUUUGAUUUUGUAUUUCUGAAAGGAGAUGUGAAAUUGUUCAAAACCAGCCUUGUGUGUCAGUCUGGUCCACUGCCUUUAUUGCACUCGCUGUCAGACAAUCUCCUUUUUUCUGGCCCUGCUGCCUGUCCUCUGUCCUUUAACUUUGACAUUGUGCUCAUUUCAUUUAAUUUCUUGGACAUACUCUCGUCGGAGCAACUGGUGCGAGCAACUGGUGUCUGGCUCUUGUUGCCACAGUAAUAUACCAUCAACCCUCACUAUGAGUAGAAAUGUAGUGACUCAUUAUCAGAUGUGUUCCUCAUUUGGUAUCUGCUUCAAACUCCCUGUCGCAGCCAGAACCACUAAUGCCACAGAUGAUGGCGCAGCAGUCAAAGCUCAGCAGUACAACAACAGGGUGUUAGGGUUGUAUGCUCUAUAAACAUUGGCUUCUUUCUACGCACAGAACACACACAUGGAAACACUGCCGCUGCCUCCAGCAUGUGCUAUUUUGCCAACUGCAACCCUGGGCAAGAUAAUAAGAUGGCUAGCAGACAUUUUGUCAAUAUUUCUGUCUUGGCUCAAAGUACGCCUGGCCGGCUGCUCACUGAUAGAUGCGUUGACUGAAUUUGCUUUUUAUUUUUUACACAGGAGCUCUGGCCUGCUCCACCAGCCUGCAAGAGAGCAAGCAGAGGCGAGUGCACAGGGAGGAGAGAGGGGUUCGCUAAUGCAAAGCAGUUCAUUAAAUCUAAGCACAAAGCAUCUAUCAGGAGGGAGGGAAGCAGCUAAUCAGUGCCUGUGGGUAGUCCAGCAAUAUGUAAAAAGAAAAUGGUGCACUCCUCUGCUGUGAUCUUGUCUGGGGAGCUGCAGAGUUAGUAGAUGCUAAGAAGGCAGUGCAGAUGAUUGAUUUUCCAGAAGGAUGCUUUGAGACUCUCUUGCUCUUGGUCCCUGCCAUCUGAUUAACAUACACGGCAUUAUUCAUUUCAUGAAUAUACAAGGAGGCCAGGAACAAAUAAAUACUGACAUGCAUCCAGGAGCUGAUAAAUAUUAAAUGGAGCACACAUGGCUUCAGAUUUUACCAUUUCAUAAUUUGAGCAUUCGUGCUGUGAGGGCCCCAAGCCAAGGUCUAGUGUUGGGUUUGAACGCACUGAGCAGCCAUGUGUGGAGACCAAAAGUUCUUCACAAACAUCAUAUUUGUGCCUUGGAAGGUUGUCAUGAAUAUAAUUGUCAGGUUAGAGUGGAAGCAGUUCGUGAGUCUGAAAUUGAAAGUGUGGCUCAUGUGUUCUCAUAUGUUGCUGUGACUCAUGUAGAUUACUGAGCUUUCACAUCAAUACUUCCAAAUAAAACAUAAUAUUGUCAUUUCAUAAAGAGAAACACAACUUUAUUGCAUGGCAACAGCAAAGGAGGCUUGCAGAAUGCUGGGUUUUGAGUGCUGGGGUGGUCAGUGGGAUAGUGGCUUAAAUGAAGCGUCUUAAACAGAAUCUGACAUGAACCUUGACGGCAGCUCGAAAUAUGUAGAGUUUGUUUUUAAACUGUAAAUCUGCUAAGAGGCUAUCAGAGGGAAAAUAUAAGAGUAAAGAGACUCAUAUUUAAACCCUGAGUUAUUCAGCAAACUUUCACAAAAUUUAAUUUGAUAAAGUUUCAUAUAGUGAAGAGGGAAUUUGUGAUGUUGAAAAUUUAAUAUAUCAGUGUUUUCUAUGACAUGGCUUUGUAAGAAACACAUGUUAAGCCAAAGUUUUAACUAAGUUUUUAGUUAUUAACUUCUAAGUCUUAACUUUUUUUGUUUUAUUAUUAUUAUUAUUAUUAUUAUUAUUAUUAUUAAUAAUAAUAAUAAUAAUAAUAAUAAUAAUAAUAAUAAUAAUAAUAAUAAUAAUAAUGAUAAUAUUAUUGUUAUUGUUAUAACAAUAUUAACAACAAAUAUAACAAUAAUAACAACAAUAACAAUUACAAUAACAACAAUAAUAAUAACAAUAACAAUAGGAACAAUAACAAAAACAAUAACAACAAUAAUAAUAACAAAAAUAUAGAAAUAUACCUUUUGAUAUGCUUUGAGUUUUACACAUACAGCUAUUCUGGUUGAUUUUUUUUUUUAAACAGAAAGCAGCAGCAAUGUAUAUGUAAUUACCCCCUGCAUUAACUGGAGCAUUAAAUCACAGUCACCCAUGCUCUGGCCUCGCUCAACAUGUGUUUUGUAACCUCAGUUUAAAUUAUACUGUACUUAAUCCUUUAUUAAAUGAAACAACCAUCUGUACUGGCUUUAUCUGUGUAUUUAUGUCAGUCGCAGAGUGAUUUUUAACUGGCUGCUGGUGGUGACUGCCUGGCAGUACUCAUAACUAAAACCAAAAUCAAACUUGUCAGUGAUCUUGACCACAAUCUCACCUCAACGUAAGAACUCUGAAUGCAAACAUUAUUUUGUCAACUUUUGACACAGUCUGGAGCUGCACACUCUUUCCACUUGACAAGACAGCUUUGUGCUAAAUCAGCAAAAUUAUCCAUCCAUCCCUCCAUCUUUUGGGCGAAGUUUUGGAAUUUACCCCCAUGGGACUAUUAAAGGAGCAUCUUAUCUCAUCUUCUACCGCUUAUCUGGAGUCGGGUCACAGGGGCAGCAGCCUAAGCAGGGAAGCCCAGUUUUACCUCCUCCCGGCCACUUUGUCUAGCUUUUAACAGGGGACCCCGAGGUGUUCUCUGGCCAGCUGGGAACGUUAUAUCCAAUUCAUAUGGAAUCAACUUCUAAAUAAAUUGGUUAAUAAGUCCUCCUAGUCCAGUUGAUUGUCUUGUAUAUUUGGACAUAAGGAUGAGAGUGGACAGUACAGAUAACUGCACAGCAAGAACAAACAAACAGAGCAUUACUAUCACUAUUCUAUUAGCAAUACUAGCAUGGUAACUCACUGAAGAAACUCUAAACACAAAGUUUGGUCACCAAUCAAGAAUCAUAAAUUUAUCCUGACACGACCAAAAGUUUCUGAUAAACAGUUUCUUUAACAAAUGCACCAGAUGUCCUUCUCUUCCCGGUGUUAAAAGAGAAAAAAACAUCUCCACAAGCCCCACGAGAAGCUUAAUUUACGAGGGAAUCCAAAUUUGUUAAACGCCUGAACGCUUGAUCAAUGAAUAACUUCCAGAUUUGUUUUAGACACUGUGUGUUUUUCAUGGCAGAAGUAAUGAUUAAAGCUAUGUUCCUUACAGCUUUGGCACACACACAUACUACACAAACGUAUAUACAGAGCAUUUAUAAGCCUGUUGGCAGAGAAUCCAGCUGAGUCUCUGACAUACACACGGAUAAUGUCCCCAUUCAUUAUUCCUGUUUCUUAAAUCCUCCUCCCACGCAGCUGGUAGUCUAACAUUUGGUAGUAACAUCCCCCAGCUUCAGUCACAAGCAAAGAGAAAGAGACAAGAAAGACAAACGCCGCCAAUGUGUUUCAUUGUUUGAAAUACGCCUUUUAUUUAUCAAGAAGGUGUAUCAAAUUACCGUCAUUAAAGGUAAUCAAGGAAACACUUGUGUAAUGUUUCUACCUUAGAAAAUUUGCAGGCACAUGUGAAGAUAAUUGGAUCAGUUUUGCGCCCGAUUCCUCCUUUUAGACCAAAGCUGAUCUGUAGAGCAAAGGUCCAGAUUUCAUAGAAAGCAGAGAGUUAGAUGGAUGUAAGAAUUAAGACCAACUUAAAGGGAAGCAGACAGAGUGACAGCUGAUUGAAGUUGAACAGGAUUUAUCUUCAUGGAUGCAGCAAAAUGGUGAGAUUGACAACCACCCUUUUGCUUGUCAAGUUUGUUUCCCAACUUUGUACCAAGAAUUGGACCCAAAUUCAAGACUCCAGAGGUUGAUAGGCGAAGUUUGGUACCAAGGAAGGCAGUCAAAGGUAUCCAAAAACCAUGAGGCAAAACACUGAGUCACAAAAUACUACAACGCAGAGACAUGAGACGUUUUCUCUAAAAACAUGUUGGAGAUUUCCAUUCCUGAGAAGGUGAAUGGAAUCUUUUAAUACAUCCCACUGAGCAAUAGACGGCUAUUAAACAUCUAGUUUACUUUGAGACCGAAUUACAACCAUCUAGAUUCUGUAUAUUUUUAGACAGAAUUUAGACAUUGCACUUUAACCCAUUAUUCGAGGAUCGAUAAUUCGGUAUUUAUUUUGAAAAGCAGCUGUGAGUUGCAUAACUGAUCUCCAAGUACUUAACCAAAAUAUUUAUGAUAGCCAUUGAGCAAUAUACAGUGUAGUAUAGAUAUUGCUCAGAUUUAGAUUUAGUCUAAACUUGGUCUGAAUUUAGAUGUCUAAAUAACUUUUUUUUUAAACCUGUGGUAGCCUGAUUUUAGACCAGUCGUCGAGGCUACAUUUAGAUGUCUAUUAAACCUCUUUUAGACCAAAGAAAUGCUCAAUAGGAUGGAUUUAUGGUGCAAAGUAGACUAAUAUCUAAAAGUAAUGUGCAUGUUAAGUGCAUACUGUCCUGUCUGUUCUGAGCAGGUGUAAGUAGGCUAAAGAGGUUAUUGGAAGCUGCAGCUCCAUGCACCUGCACAAUGCAAGUCCCUAAACACAUCAUCAUUUGUCACGGUGCGCCAUGUUCCCAUAAAAAUUUCAUCUCAGACCAGAACUCCAGAGAAGAAGCUCAGAGUAGAGUUGUGUCCUGCUCUUGCAGAGGUGUCUUCUGUGUGCAUCACAGAGGUUAUUAGCCUUCAGUCCGGGCUUGUUGCCUUGGAAUUGUUAAGUAAAGGGUGAGUGUUUGAAGCUCCUUGAUAUAAUGAUCCUUGGCAACUGUGAGACUUCAAAGUAAAUUGGCAAGAGUAAAAAAGCAGCUCCUCCACCACUGAACAAAAUAGAGAAAUCAGCCAACUAUGUUUAAUAGAAUUUUCAUCAGUGCUCAACCAGUCCCUCAAAUGGGUUAUCUAAGAUAAUGGCUGCACGGGUUCAUUACCUCCUUGUCAAAUUAAAUUUCUUUUUCACCUCCAGGGGAAUUGGAUAGUGAUUACAGAUCUAACUUUCAUUUGGUGAAAGGACUGCAAUGAAGGAAACAUUUCGACUUCAUCUGCAGACCUCUUUUUUGUUGUUUUUUUGGCUCAUUCAUUUCACUAAGAGAGACGGUGUUCAGGUUAAGAUCCACCAGAUAGCUGCAAACAUUUUUUUUUAAUUUUUUGUUUCAAGUGAUUUUUAUGCUUUAAAAUCCUGUUUAGAAAUCAUUUUCAAAAGAAAAUCCAGGGCUUAAUGGAUUUCUGUUUAUCGGUUUUUUUACCAAUAAGUAAAGACAUUUGAGCCUUUAUGAAGCAAGAAAAACAAAACACAUCCUUAAAAAUAUGAGUCAGAACAACAGCAGUUUUCAUUUUUACAGUAAAUCUGCAGGAAAGCGUCUCCAGCCCUUUGGCUAAUUUUCCUCAAAAUAAUUAUGCACAAUAACGUACAACAUUUCUUUAACUUGCUCGAGCAGAUACCAUAUUUUCUCCUUUUUCUUUUAUUCAGAGCGUUUGGUUCGAUAACCGUUGCAGGGAUGUGGAGAGAAAUUCAACUAAAAGAACAAAAAAACAGACAGCUUGUAUGGAAACGUUGCUCUUUCAGGUGCUUUCUACAGGUUUAUUGUUGCUUAGACAGCCAAAAAGCAAUAUAAAAGACUAGAGUCAGAGGCAAAAACCUUUACCUUUACUGACAAAAGGAGAGGAAAAGGUUUUUAUUACCCCGCUAGUUCAAAUUGGAGUGAAAAUAAAAGCCGACAUGUUUUGACCGUAGACGGCCGUCAUUAUUGAAGGAGUACAAAGCAAAGUGAACACAGUGGCUUUCUCUCUGGCUGCACCUAAAAAAGCUGCAGAGAACCUCCUCCAAAAAGCAUUUCCCUUUACUCGUCUUAGGGGAAGAAUUACAUCAGGAGGCCCCUCUCAGGGUGUGCAGGAUCCAAAAAAACAGAUGGCUUCAAAGAGAGCGGGAAGCCACCUGUGUGAUGAGUGAACUUUAGUCUUCAAAGUGGAGUGGGUGGAGCCAGCAGUGUCUGGGAGGAAACCUGCACUUUAAAGUUGUUUGAUUGAACAGCGUGGGGCUACUUUGAGGAACCAAAUAUCAUCCAUGUUUCUCAAAAAAUUUAGAAAUGCUAAUCAGGUUAAUGAGGACUUAAAAUGGAGUCAGAUUAAGUUCGUUUGAAUGACCCCACUGGUGCUGCUGUGAUCAGAUUAUGUGACACUCUUGGGAAUGAUGUUUUCUUCAUUAUUUGGUUUUUAAAACCACAAAUCCAUGAGAGUCAGGGUGAAAAAUAUAUUUGAUGGUUUGCAAAUCAUUGAAAGUCUUUAUUUGAUUGAAAAUUGUGCAAAAGCCAUGAGAAAUAUUAUCGGUGCUCAUUUUAAAUUUGAUACUGAAACACAUUUUGAAACAGAUGGGACAGGGACAAAAACAAUAAAAGCUAAAAAAUGAACAAAAAACACCUGGAGGAACAUCUCCUAGCAAGGUAUAAUGAUCUGCAACAGGUUAGUGAGAUGACUGAGCAUAAAAAAAACACUCAAGACUCUCAAGACGGAGGCUCUCAGAAGCAGAGAUGGAAGGAGAUUAGUAGAUCUGCAAUUCCAGGAUAAUGCUCCUGAGUUUGAAAUUACAAAGCAUUUGAUGAUUUCAUCAACCACAGACUGUGAUAUCGCUCAGGGAAUCUGGAGAAAAUUUUGAGAGACAAGGCCUGUUGCACUGCAUUCAAACAGGCAUGUCUCUGUAGUGGAGACCACCACAUGGGCUCAAGGCCUGAGGAUUGUGAAGUGAACUGAGUGGAAAGUUGUGAACUUCAAAAUGUGACUUUUGGUUAGUUGGCCAUGAUGCUUUGUAAGGUUACUGAGUAUCAGUGCUCUGUUUGGUGUCCUACUUGAGCUCUUAACCCAACAUGGAACCAAAGCUGUGGAGUGCGCUGUAGUGUUGUGUCGUUCGCGAACGAUUCGUUCAAAAGAACCAAGUCUUUUAAGUGAACCUACUGAACCGAAUCACUUCCUCGAGUGAUUCGUUCGUUUCUCACAUCAUUUGAGCUGGGACCACAUGCACCGACGCCUGAAUCACUUGGUGAACGAAUCACGCAUUGAUCUACACUCUCUGGACAAAACUACCUUUUUUUCACUGCUAAAUUUCCACCACAACAACUUGCAUACAGUAGGACACAGCAUGUAACAAGUAGUGCAUAAAACCCGCAGCAUGCAAUCAUAGCGGUUUGCGAGAGAACGGUGCAUGUUCAGUGUGAAUUCUCCUAAACGUUCAGUGAACGAAUCACUCACUGACCCAAAUUUACCGAGCAGACCUGAUAAAUAGCAUACCAUAGGACAGUACACUUAAAACAUCAUGACUUAUAAACAAGUUCAUUUUUACAAACCUGUUUGCCAAAGCAACACAGCCAAACACUCCUGUCCUCUGGUCCCAGAAGCUUUGAAUUGAACUGAAUCCUGAACCGUUCAGCCGUGUAUCAGUUCAGGAGGUCAGAGUCGCAGGCUCCUCCCGCUAAAUGAUUCAGUGAUUUGAUGAACAAAUCUUUUUAGUGAACUGAUUCUAGUGAUUCAGUACAUCUAAAAGAACUGCCGUGCCCAUCACUAGGGAGCUGCUGUGAACAGAUAGUAGAAAAUCUUAAAAAAUGGGUCUCAAUAAACGGAAUUAUGGCAGAGGAAAUUGAGUUUUGCACGAUCCAAAUAACAUACAUUUUUUUAGUUUUCAUGAGACUUUAUAUUUGCAAGUAGAUGCUACCUCAAAGGAUCUAACUGCUCAGAUCUUUUGACUGAGUUGACCUCAAAUCCUGCCUAUCCUAUUUUUGCAUUAGAAGAUAUAUGUGUUCACAAACUUCGUUGGGGUGGGGUUCUUGAAUGUGUGUGUGUGUGUGUGUGUGUGUGUGUGUGUGUGUGUGUGUGUGUGUGUGUGUGUGUGUGUGUGUGUGUGCGUGUGUGUGUUAACCUUGAGAUGGUGCUGUUUUAAGUGUGGCUCUGAUGCAUCACUAUGAAAAAUGUGUACUCAGCAACAUCCAGGUGCGCACACUAUUAAUAUAAAGGUGGCAGCUGCAGAGAAAGUGUGCCUACUUUAUCUGUCAGAGUAAAUUUAAAGAUGAAAAUGCUCAGAGAUUGAAUCUUAUUUUCUGUGGAGUGGUUUGUAGAACAAAACAGCAGAAAGGUAAAACAACGGUCAAAGAGGUUGAAACUUAGCUUCACUUUUAUAUUAUGUAGAAAUAAGACCUGAGGACUGUCAAAACCGGAACUGAAGACCUGACAUUUUACAUGUAUGGUCACUUUCUUUUGGACUUCUACACACAUAAACCACAUGAAAAAGUCAAUAUACCUUAAUGACCACUGAAACAGGAUAGAUGGUUUACCCAAUUUCCACAUAUAGUCACUUCUGCUUCUGUUUUAAAUAAGUUGGAGCAGGAUACAGAGGCCACCUCAUCUCCUUCUGUACAGUCUGUAGUAAAAGUUGAGUGAUAUUAAUACAUUUAUCAUCUGUUGCCCCUAAGUGGUAAUAAAGUUUGACUGAGUAUCUGUGUGAAAGCGACACUUGUGACAAGUUUCUCCAGUUUUUGAUUACAAUUCCUCAGGUGACACUUCCACUGUGGAGGCCCACUGAGGAGAUGAUGAGCAGCAGGUUGUCUGCAACUCAGCGUGAAGGUUCCCUCUCUGCAGAUAUCCUGAUUGGCUGAUGUGUGUCUGCGCACGGAGGGAGAGGCCUUCACAGCCAGCUGCAAGACAGCUUCAGCUCCAGCUCUGUUCAAAACAACAGCUUUCCUCGAAGGUAUUGAUGAUUCCUCUCUGCUUCCACAAACAUGAGUCUGAAGUUAAAAUGAGUGAAAAGUGCUGUGCAACUUACAAGUCCAAAUGCGCUUUGCAAAAAUAUGACAGUAUCAUGUCGCAGAAGUAGCACACUGCAUGAAACUGGCAAGGUUUGGGUAUGAAUGAGGAUCUAAAAGUAUUUUAAAUAAGUGAUUUAAUUUCAUAUCGGAUCAUUAAAUCACUUCAAAGCAGUCACAUAUGGGUUUAAAAUGUUGGGCACAUGCUUAAUAGGGAAAGUCAAAUUUAUGAUAAAGGACAGCUUUGUAUCUAUAAACACAAAGCUGUGCCAUCUGCUCUGCUUUCAGUACUGCAAGCAAAGCUGUGCAGAGGAGUGGGAAGCAUGUCUUAUAAAAAAGAAAAUAUAUAAACAUAUCUUCUUUUUUUGCUUUUCGCUUGAUUAAAACCAUGAACCUUUACUUAAAAGUAUUAAUUAAUUAGUAUUCAUCACCAAUCAAAAAAAAAAACAAAAAAAAAACAAGGUAAUCUGGUCACUGACUUUUAAAGCUGCCUAUGAGGAAACUUCAGCUUGUGUUAACUCUGGCGCCCCCCUGUGGACGGAGCAGUCUUUGCUAAGUUUGUCAUUCUUCGGCUUGAGCAGUGACAGUCAAAUGUUUCUUUUUGUCAAAAUUUAAUCAGGAAAAAAAAUAUAUUUAAACUUUGAUUUUUAAUGUCUGACAUUAAAAAUUAAAGUUUAAAACUCUUUUAUUCUUGUCGCUGAUGUUCUCGUUUGCUUUUGGAUAUUCUAACAAGGCAUCAAUUGAAAAACUCUAUUUCAUGAACAUCACAAAACUCCUUAUGAGCUGUCACUUACUAAACAAGAGAGAUCCGUUUUAAUAAAAAUCAACACUGCUGUGGUCCUUACUGAAUUACAAUAUUAAGCAUCUCCUGACAUCCCCCUUGCUCUUCAAUUGAACUCUGAGCAACUUCAGAAAGUAAAAAGACAAUCAAACUUUUCUUUUACAUCGGCUUUAAAUUCAUUGUGGACUCCUUGUGGCAAUUUAAGAGCUGUGGAUUAAAUUGUUUUUCAAUCCCCCAGUGGCAACAUAAACAUCACAAUAAAAAUUGAUCAGAAGAAAAUUGGCAGCAGGUUCUAUUUAGGAGCAAAUAUGAGACAGAAAACAACAGGAUAAAGAGAGGGAAGAACAAGGACUGAAAAUGAUUAUAUAUGGAAAAAAAAACAGCUUUACAGACAAUAACAAAAUGUUUUGCUGCUGAGGGGCUAAUUAAUUUCUCAGCCUCUGUAGGUGGCUUAUCGACAGAAACAUUUUUAAAAGAGUACCGAUGCUUCCAAGUGGAAAAAGUAGAGAGAAGUUUCUGCUCUUAAUUAGCAGGAAAACAGAUUUAAAGAGAUUAUCACCACAAAUUUAAUAUAAUAAGUUUAUCCAUUAUUUAAUGUCUCCACACCUGCUUUCACUGUUUAAACUUUUCCUGAACUUUUUGACUAUUUCAUAUUUUAUGGACUGUGCUCUCACUGUUUCCAGAGCGAGGUGUUUGGAUACUUUACAAAUGUUUAAUUACAUAUAUUGCUGAUGGCUGCUUCAAUAAUUCAAAACUGCACAGUAAAUAUCUGUAAUUUUUCAUUCUUGAACCAGCUUGUAAACCACACCAGUGGAGGACCAAAAACACACACCGUAACAAAGUGUACGAUACUAUUUUUAACAAACAUGCAUUCAUUCAUUUUAUUUAUUUCUAUGUGUUUCCUGAUGAUAAACCAUUCAAGGCUGUUUAAUUUCAAUUUAAAAAAUGUUUUUUAACAGUACCACCUACAAAAGAGGCCAUAAUUGCAGAGAGAGACAAAAUUUCAAAAUAUGAGAAUAUAAAAAACUGUUUUUUUUAUAUAUAUACAGACAAACCAUCAAAAUAUGUCAUUUUUUUAUGCACUAAAAGACAAAUAUCUGAUUGUAACAGGAGGUUAUUCAAUCUCUCACCUCACUCUCUGUCAGUAGCCCUGAACAUUCAGUGUAGCUAGUUCUUUAAAUAGGUUUUCUGAUGUGUUUUUAUUGUCCUGAUAGAAAAUAAAAAUAAUUGUCUGUAAAUAUUCAAAAUGUGAGUGUCAUUGCAUGAGAUAAAGUAGAUCUUAACCCUUUCUGAUACCCCUCAAAUACCACUUUCUGUGCUGUACUGUUUUGUUGUAUAAUUUACAUUGUAUUUAUUCUUAUAUUGUUUUAAUUUCUGAUUGCUUGUUUUGUGUUAAUUUGAUUGAUACAGUAACUGUUAAAAUGACAUUUCCAGUACUAUUGCUUGUUAAGUAAACUACAGAAAGUUAUAUUUCCUUUAGCACAUGUGUUGCUGUCAGAUCUGAACUGUCAGUUCAUUCAUAAAGUAAAGUAAGCUUAGCUGAUAAGGUGUGUUUUGACGGCCUAGAGGCCGGUGCACUGUUAUAUUUGGCUACCUUGCUCAGUCUAUCAAGUCAAUAGCAUUGUCCCUAUAGCACCAUGAUCAGAUACCCCCAACUGGCCAAUCAGGUGUCACAACAGGCCUGCCGUGAUGAGAAUCUCCACGCUCAUUGGAUACUGUCAUUGUGAGUUAACACGGAAGUUAGUGGUGAUUGGUCGCCCGCUUGCCUUUUUCUCUGUACACACCUCUUCACCGUUGGACCAGAAAACGGGCAACAAACACAGGUACAGUGCAGUCUCAAAUAUCAAAUUUAGCUUUAUUUUGACGUUAGGACAGUGCAGUUAAGACUCUUUAAAGUGUCUGUAUGUGAGGCAGCCAUCUGCAAUUGUGAAACAGUAAAAUACUGACCUUUUCAUCAAGUUUUUCUACUUAACUGUCGCUUCGGACGUUGGAUAACUGCGACAUCUGGAUCACUUCUCGUGUUAUAUGCGGUAUUAAAUAGUUACAUAUUUAUAACUAUGCAUAUAUUUCGUAUCAAUAUUCACUUGGUAUCAAUAGAGAUGAGGUUUUGGAGUCAGAGUCUUGUCACCAGAGGUUCAAACCCCAAAGUCCUGUUAUUGAUCAGCACCGUGCCUGUUCAAUUAAAGUAGACCUACCGGCUUUAUGGAGCUAAAAGUGGGAUUAAAACCGCAAAAAAUCCCUGUUACACAGAGUAAAAAAAUAAUUAAUUUUAAAACACCAUGUAUACUGUCUGUAAAGAGCUGUUUGUGUUAUUUAGCUAUACCUAAAAUAUGACUACACUGAUCACUGUUCUUACAGACUAUUGACACAAAUCCUGCAGCUCACUGUUAAAUAUUUAUCUGUUUUUAUGCAUAGAGAAUUGCUUUACAGACGGGUUUAAAUAGUUAAAAGGUUUCUAAAGUGGUCCACAGAUAACAGUCCCAGUGAUUAUAGAGCAGGUCAGCUAAUGGCUGGAUUAUAAAACGCUGGUAUCACAUAGUUUUUGUCUUUUUGUAUGUGAUAAAAUACAACUAAUUGGGAAUAACUACCAGUGAGAAUCAAAACUAGUGAAUUUAUUUUUAUUGCUGGCUCUUUCUGGUGUUGGCACAGUAAAUUAUUAUCAUAAGGGACCUCUGGAUUUCCAUCCAGCUAUCUUUUUCAGUGGAUAUUAGCAGCAGCAGAAAAAAAUUUACACUGUGCCAAUGUGUGAGUGGGAUCCAUUUUAUACAUUCAAAGGUACGUUUAGUGUCAGUGUUGAUUCUGGUUCCAGCCAAAAUGAGUUUGAAUAUAUUGGCAUAUUGGAUAUCAGCAAAAAUCUAAUAUUCGUGCUUUCAUCUAGCAAAGAUAUUUUAGGUGGCAUUGGCUGAUAUUAGUUAUUUUACCAUGCCAGUGAGAUUAAUAAGCUGACCAAUGAACUUUUUAGCAUGGCUUCUGGGAAAUGUUCAGUGUUUUAUCCCUGAUUGAUGUUUUAAUGACUAGUUUCUUUGUCUCCUGACAGAUUCAGUCAUGGAUCUUGUGCUGAAUGUUGCUGACUACUACGUCCUCACUCCGUAUGUGUACCCUGCAUCAUGGGCAGAGGACGGGGCCCUGCGGCAGAUCAUCAGCCUGCUGGUGCUGACAAACCUUGGUGCUGCAGUCCUGUACUUGGGCCUGGGAGCCAUCGCCUACUACUUCAUCUUCGACCACAAUUUGAUGAAACACCCACACUUCUUAGAGGUAUAAAGCCUGGUUCGUAUUUUAUGAUUUGAGCAGCGAUAAAUCGAGCGUGAGCACAGCCAUCUCUGAGUAAUCAAUUGAACUUUGCAUUUACAACCUGUAGAAUAUAAUGCAGCCUAGUUAUGUAAUAAAUAUUGCUCUUCUGGAGAGUGUUAUGGUGUAACAACAGUUAUAAAACACAGCUGCGGUGAAUACUUGGUUGGCUGCAGCAUAUCAUAGUAAAAACAACCAAGUAAGAAAAGAGAGGUUAGAGCAGGAAAUCCUGACCCGGUGAGCAAGACCCCUCAGCAUCAUGUUAGGUGAAGGAGAAACCAAGACGAGUUUAUGUGCCAAUUUUAUUACUGUCAUGAGUUGUUUCAAAUGUCUGAUUAUAAUUUUUUUUCGUUAGAAUCAAGUCCAGAGAGAGAUCAAGUACGCAAUGACGUCUCUUCCCUGGAUCAGCAUCCCAACUGUGGCUCUGUUUUUUGCUGAGGUUCGAGGAUACAGCAAACUGUACGAUAAUGUCAGUGACUCUCCUCUGGGUAAGCUGAAAACUGAACAAACCUGCUUUAAGACGUUUUUCACUCUUGUUGCAUACAUAGUUCGUUGUGUUGAAGACAUACUUGGUGCUUUCAGGUUGGGCUGGACUCUUCCUGAGUAUGAUCUCCUUCCUGUUUUUCACUGACAUGUGUAUCUACUGGAUCCAUCGGUUUCUACAUCAUAAGCGCAUUUAUAAGGUCAGUACAGCUGUGGUUCUGGGUUCAUGUGUUCAUCAUGCUGGACUCUUAGAAAGCUGUGUGUGUUUUUACAACAAAACUUGCUUCAUUUGACAAAAUACAACUACUGAAAUUAGGUAAAUGCAGCUGCAGUUAAGAAUGCAGUUUAAAGUAGCAGUUUGUCCAAUUUUUAAAGCAUAUAGCUAUUAUGUUCUGCAGGUUAUUUUGAAGCUCCUGUGAGAGGUCCUGGUUUUGAAACAGACUAAAAAUCAUGCAAAAAAGUAAGCAUUAGAUGUUUACCUUUGUCAUUUUUUUCUGUGCUGGAUAUUUUAUUGAAUUGAUUAUUUACUGCCUUAAUCCAGACUGAAAUACAACUGUGCUCAUCUUCUCCUUCUCUGUAAAAACAUGGCAGUGCAUGAUGGCAGCCUCCAUGGAAAGAGGAUACUCCUGUCUAGAUAUACAAGGCUCAGUCAGAGUUAACAAAAACAAGUUAUUUUUUCAUCAUACACUCAUCUGAAAAUACUUUCAAAUACUGAAUUAUAUUUAUGAUGAUCAACCAAGUCCAUUCUGUUAAAUGCUGCCAAAAAAUACACACUAUACCUUUGAGAAAUUAGGGUUGAAUCAUUGUUUUCUGACAUUUUAUAGACAAAAUCCAUCUAAUCAUAAACCUAGAAUAUGAUCUGCAGAUUACUGGAGGAUGAAAACUGGUUGUAGCCUUAGUCUCGGGAAUUCAGGAGACAUUAGGAUUUAAAGCUCAUAUGGGGAGUGUUUGAUUUCAAUUUCAAUUUGUGUGGAUGUAUUUUUAUGACAUUGAAAAGCAGAUAAAAUCCUCAGCAGCAAGACUGACAAUUUCUACAUCUUCAUUUCUGAUGCCUGAAAUCGAUGUCAGGGGGUAGGUGUCAGCUGAGCAGCUGCGGAAACAGCCGUGUUAUCAGUUUCCACAUAAAAUAUUCACAUUAAAUGACACAUUUGGUUGUCAGAAGUUACCAGGAGAAGAUUUUCUUUUGUCAACAACUACUAAAGCAUGUAAAUGACAAGAAUAGCAAAGACUACUUUAUGAACAAUGAAUCAAACCUCACAGGAGCUUUAAGUUUGCUUUGUUUUCUGUCAUGGUUUGACUUCUUUCCUUAAUAUUGAAGAUAUUUCAAAAAUUUUAAGAUAACUUGAUCUCUGUGCCUCACUGCUCUUUGAUACCCAUAUAUAUCUAUUCCAGUUUUUCCAUAAACCACAUCACGUGUGGAAGAUCCCCACUCCCUUCGCCAGCCACGCUUUUCAUCCAGUGGACGGCUUCCUUCAGGGGCUCCCGUACCACAUCUACCCUUUCUUCUUCCCCCUCCACAAGGUGCUCUACUUGGCCCUCUACAUUUUCGUCAACAUCUGGACCAUCUCCAUCCAUGACGGAGACUACCGCGUCCCCAGCAGUCUGGAAAGUGUAAUCAAUGGCUCCGCCCACCACACUGACCACCACCUCUUCUUUGACUACAACUACGGACAAUACUUCACUCUGUGGGACCGCCUGGGGGGCUCCUACAGGUACCCCUCUGCUCUGAUGGGGAAGGGUCCUCAUGAUCUGAUCCGGAAACUUCAAGCAGAGGGAAAGUUGGCAGAUGAUGGAGUGAAGUCUAACGGGAAAGUGAACGGACACACUCAGAGAGGGGUCACGUGUAAAGAAGAGUAGGAGUGGUUGACAUUUGACAAUGAUCUCUAUUUUUAUAAGGACAGUAAACUACACAGAUCCACAGCUGGAAAACAGGACUUUUCUUUUAUUUCUUGCUGAAUGAGCUGCUUUGAGAUGUUCAAUAUAAGGGAAUUAGGCGCAGAAAAGAUGGCUUUAUUCAUGUGGCACCCUUUGAAGCAAGCAAGAGAAAUAACAGAAACUCAAGUUAGGAACGGACUGAUAUCCGAAUUCUUGCAGAUGUCAAUCUGACCUCAUCUUUGCAGUGCUAGUAAGAAAUGCACUGUUGGGUGAUUUUUUUUAAUACCUUAUGGAAGAAUUUGGUGCAAAUCAAACUGGACUCAGACCCUAGUAGAACCAGGCUUUCAGAAAUGUUUGAUAUAUGGGAUCAUCUAUUAAAUCUAAAUAAAUCAUUCAUUCGUUUUACGCCAAAAUAAACAGCCAAAAGUUAAGUGGGUUAGCACAGUGGUGGCCCCCAGGCACCAUCUUUCACAUUAAAGAUGAGGAGGAAAAAAAAACAUCUUCUAUGUGUGUGAUUUAAGCAUUUGUCAAAUAGGUUAGGAUUUCAGCCUUCAGUCUGAGCUUGGCCUUAGUGAAUGAAUACAGAGCUGAGAGUGUAUAGGUAUAUAAUGGAGAAAUAUAGUCACUGAGUGAAAGUUUGACUUUGAGACUGGAGAUGUUCAGUAAUUACUUUUUCUGUUUUUUUAAGACGUAUUUCUGGGCAGGAAAGAAGAUGGAUCAGAAAAUGGAAAGAAAAAGCAAGCAUGCCCCCUUUUUCCUCCUUUUUGAUACAGACUCCAGUAUCUUUUUUUUUUUGUUUAUCUGACAUCUGUUGAUGCCUUGACUGAAAUCUAAUAGUUUUAGGCCUAUAUUACCGAACCUCUGUGGCAAUACUUGAGCCACCUUUUCAAGCCACUGUAUAAUUCAGAAAUAAACAUUGCCAAGUUGCUGCUCAAAAACAGUUGAAGCUCAGUGCAGGUUAAAAACGUCUGCAAUUGGUCUUUAAGGCACUCAGCUCCCACCUCCUAUAGGAAUCUUGUGCUUUUUGGUGCAAAGGUUUUAUUUUACUUAAAAAAAUUACUGUACCAGCAGCAUAAUAAAACAAAAAGUUGAAUUAGAAUAGGAGUAAAGUGGUUAAAAGAGAGGUGUGACAAGUGAUGGAGACAUGAUGGGCCUUGUCCUUUAUUAUAUGGGGAAAGAAAGUGUGAUUUAAAGGAUCAAACAUGUCAAAUGGCUUCUCUGUGGUAACUCUAGAUGGCACUUUAUCAUAGCUGUUCCACAAUUUUGUUGUUUCUUAGACUCAUACACUCAAUUCAGACGAGUAGAGAGCGAAAAAAAAGCAGUUUGAUGCAGUGCAAUCUUCCUUUAAGACACUUUAAGUACUUUUAUUUGUCAUUUAAAAAGUUUGCUUUCUCCACUCUGGUGAACGCUGAAUACUUGGCAAGGUGAACCAGUCUAGCUGCACCACAUUUGACCCUUUUUCUGAAACUUUCACAUUAAAACAAUAUAUAAAAGGGGAAAAAGCUUGUGGAAUGCUGGUUUGUAGACUCUUAGAUUGAAGACAGCAAGUCACCAGCAGGGGGCGAGGUGAGAGUCUUUUUGAGUAUGGGUCAUGGACAGUGGGCUCAUCCAAACCUCAUUACCGUCAACCUUUCAACAGGCUGAGCUUAGCUGACAAGGUGGCAAAAACAGGUGGUACCUGAAAGAGCCACACAUCUGCAUCAAAACUGCACAUUGCUUUUUGCAUACAAGUUCGACUCUACAUUUUACAGUCUCUGCUGGUUAUUUCUCUCCAAGAAAAUAAAAACAUUCUUGAAUUUUUUUUUUUUGUUAUUGCCAUAUUUUAAAUUCUACAGACAUCGCUCAGCUAACUCUGCUGUUAAUUAAAGCCCAGAUCUUAAUUACAGAACAAAUGCUGUGCGGUGUAAAAUCGGUGAUCUGGGACAUGCUUGAGUUAAUCUCAUUAACUUCAGCUUUCUAUAGUUUCUUAUCAAGUAAACAAAGUUGUGCAGUGGAUGAACAUGGAUGCUUCAAAAGAGAUGAUAAAAUUAUUUGGUUGCAUUUUAAUUACACGGUUCAUGAUGAUUUUCUCUGUCUUUGGGUGAUUGUUGUGUUAGUUUGGGAAUGAAACAACUUUAACUCCUUUAUAAAGACACAGAAGAGAUAGUUUUGGAUGAUAUAAAAGAUAAUAAAUGUAGAGCUUUUAUGCAUUUGAAAUUUCCCUGCAGUUUGGUUCUUUGUGCAAACAUUUAUCUUGAUUGUUUUAUCAACAGAAAACUAAGGAAAAAGUUUUUCAGGUGAGUUUCACUUGAGUUUAUUUCAAUGAUUUACAAGAUUAUUGUCCAAAACUUUAUUUAUAGUUUUUUGUUUUGCGCACUUCGUUACCUGAGAUAAUAACAGUCAAUCCAAUUGUACUACUUUGGUCUAUGUGCUGUAUAUAUAGAUUAAAAACUACAUUAAAAUAAAGCUUUGAAAGUGUAAAAUUGAGGCAUCAGACAAAAAUAAAUUCAUUUACAAAA
Molecule: messenger RNA, 29903 nt
Organism: Xyrichtys novacula (pearly razorfish)
Lineage: Eukaryota; Metazoa; Chordata; Actinopteri; Labriformes; Labridae
Source: the annotation of a GenBank genome assembly